Guillardia theta CCMP2712 is the source of this 447-nucleotide messenger RNA. RefSeq lists its product as hypothetical. The record is from RefSeq and is a predicted model, not a curated record. NCBI's taxonomy places the organism in Eukaryota, Cryptophyceae, Pyrenomonadales, Geminigeraceae. The transcript has 3 exons. The annotation marks the transcript as partial.
GGCACCUUCAACAACCUUGUAAUGGGUGAGAGCAUCUCUUCGUGUCUUCCUUGCGCUGCAGGACACUACUGCCCCACUCCAGGGAUUUCGAUCCAGUCUUGCAUAAUUUGUCCAAGCAAGUAUUAUUGUCCUCUUGCCAGUACUGCACCCAUCAGUUGUCCAGCUGGAUCUUUCUGUGAGAAUGGUUCAUCAGUGAACACGACCUGUUACAGUGGUUACUAUUGUCCUCCAAAGACUGCAGAGCCAAUUCCGUGUCCAUCUGGUGCUUACUGCCCGAUUGCAAGUGUUACGCCUUCAGUUUGCUUCCCUGGCACUUUCUGCCCUUCGCUAUCUCACUAUCCUUCCCUCUCAGUGGAGUCCUCCUGCAUUGCAUGUCCACCGGGAAAGUUUGGAGCAGAUCCGCGAAGAUUAACAUGUGAGGACUGCAGACCAGGGUAUGCUUGUUUC